AUGUCUAAAGACAGUGACCGUAGUAAAAACGAUCUGGCACGGCUGCAGGCAGACUUUGAAGAAGAAAGAAAGAUAAAAGAGACGCUGGAAGAGUCCGUCUCAGAUCUACGCAGGACCGUGUAUGAGCUGCAAGAAAGACUGCAAGGUGUUGAUGGUGAAGGGAAUGAGUGGAGGACCAGGUAUGAGAGCCAGCUGGAGGUAAAUGGACAGCUGGAGAGGCAGAGCUCACUCCUCCGGGAGAAGCUGGAGAUUAUAAGAGGAAACCCCAUGGAUCGACUGGCCUCUAUCCGAUCAUAUGAGGACAUGCCAGAGGAAAUGCUUAAAGAGCAUCUAAAGCUCCAGACAGAGGAGAAGUUAGAGCUCCAGACUCAGCUGAGGAACUGUCAUCUUCAAAUGGAGCAGGAGGGAAAGGCAUUUCAUAAAACCAAUGAUGAGAGGCGGGCGUACCUCUCAGAAAUUGCUAUGAGUUCUACCCACGAGGCCCGUCGGAGACGCAUUUCCUCUCAGCCACAGAGAGCACCGGGGAGCCAGCAGAGCAGGAAGCAGACUAGCAGGAAGACGGAGGCUGAUUCUAAGAAAGGAAAAGAAGGAGAAGAACAUGGAGGAGGAGAACAUCUGAAAGGAGGAGGAGGUGGUGAUUCAGCCAUAGAGAGAAGAAAGGAGAUGGAAACGUUAAGGGAGAGGAGGUUGCCCUCAAAACACUACCUGAAACACAACCGCUAA
Molecule: messenger RNA, 723 nt
Organism: Cololabis saira (Pacific saury)
Lineage: Eukaryota; Metazoa; Chordata; Actinopteri; Beloniformes; Belonidae
Product: coiled-coil domain-containing protein 169-like
Exons: 8
Coding region: 1-723 (240 amino acids)
Source: RefSeq, a predicted model, not a curated record